GUGAGCAGACCUCUCCUGGAUCCUGCAGCCAUGCGGCUCCUCUGGGGGCUGACCUGGGUGUUCAGCUUCUUUGCCUCAUCCCUGCAGAAGCCCAGGUUGCUCCUGUUUUCCCCUUCUGUGGUUAAUUUGGGGACCCCCCUAUCGGUGGGGGUACAGCUCCUGGAUGCCCCUCCAGGACAGGAGAUAAAAGGAUCAGUGUUCCUCAGAACCCCAACGGGUGGCUCCUGCUCCCCAAAGAAGGAAUUUAAGCUGAGCUCGGGAGACGACUUUGUGCUGCUCAGCCUUGAGGUCCCACUGAAAGAUGUGAGGAGCUGUGGCCUCUUUGACCUGCGCAGAGCCCCCCACAUCCAGCUGGUAGCUCAGUCUCCGUGGCUAAGGAACAUAGCAUCCAAAGCCACAGAGACCCAGGGUGUCAACCUGCUCUUCUCUUCCCGACGAGGCCACAUCUUUGUGCAGACCGAUCAGCCUAUCUAUAACCCUGGGCAGCGGGUUCGUUACCGGAUCUUUGCACUGGACCAAAAGAUGCGCCCAUCCACUGAUUACCUCACCGUCACAGUGGAGAACUCCCGUGGCUUCCGUGUACUCAAGAAGGAGCUAUUUUCUUCCACAUCCAUCUUCCAAGAUGACUUCAUCAUUCCAGACAUCUCAGAGCCUGGGACCUGGAAGAUCUCAGCUAGGUUCUCAGAUGGACUGGAGUCCAAUAGGAGCACCCACUUUGAAGUAAAGAAAUAUGUCCUUCCCAACUUUGAGGUGAAGAUUACUCCUUGGAAACCAUAUAUCCUGAUGGUGCCCAGCAACCAUGAUGAAAUCCAGUUAGACAUCCAGGCCAGGUACAUCUAUGGGAAGCCCGUGAAGGGUGUGGCAUACACACGGUUCGCGCUCAUGGAUGAGCAAGGGAAGAGGACCUUCCUUCGGGGCCUAGAGACCCAGAGUAGGUUGGUGGAAGGCGAGACCCACAUCUCCAUCUCGAAGCACCAGUUGCAGGCUGCCCUGGAUAAAAUCCAUAUUGAGGUCAGAGACCUGGAGGGGCUGCGUCUCUACACUGCUACAGCCGUCAUCGAGUCUCCAGGAGGAGAGAUGGAGGAGGCUGAACUCACGUCCUGGCACUUUGUGACAUCUGCCUUCUCCUUGGAUCUCAGCCGCACUAAGCGGCAUCUUGUGCCCGGGGCCCACUUCCUGCUGCAGGCCUUGGUCCGAGAAAUAUCAGGCUCUGAAGCCUCCAACGUUCCUGUCAAAGUCUCUGCCACCUUGGUGUCGGGCUCUGACUCGCAAGUCCUCGACAUUCAACAGAGCACCAAUGGAAUUGGCCAAGUCAGCGUUUCCUUCCCCAUCCCGCCAACCAUCACAGAACUCCGGCUCUUGGUGUCUGCGGGCUCCCUCUACCCAGCCAUAGCCAGGCUCACUGUGCAAGCUCCACCUUCAAGAGGCACUGGCUUUCUGUCUAUUGAGCCACUAGACCCUCGGUCCCCUCGUGUGGGGGACACCUUCAUCCUAAACCUUCAAGCUGUGGGCAUCCAUGCACCUACCUUCUCUCAUUACUACUACAUGAUCAUCUCCAGAGGCCAGAUCAUGGCUAUGAGUCGGGAGCCCCGGAGGACCGUGACCUCCGUCUCCGUGUUGGUGGGCCAUCAGCUGGCUCCCUCGUUCUACUUUGUGGCCUACUUCUAUCACCAAGGACUCCCAGUGGCCAACUCUCUGCUCAUCAACAUCCAGCCCGGGGACUGUGAGGGCAAGUUGGAAUUGAAGGUGACUGGUGCCAAGGAGUAUCGUAACGCAGACAGAAUGACGCUCCAACUUCAAACGGACUCCAAAGCCCUGGUGGCACUGGGAGCUGUGGACACGGCUCUGUAUGCUGUGGGUGGUCGAUCUCACAAACCCCUUGACAUGAACAAGGUCUUUGAAGUAAUCAACAGCUACAACCUUGGCUGUGGUCCUGGAGGUGGGGAUGAUGCCCUUCAGGUGUUCCAGGAUGCUGGUCUGGCCUUUUCUGAUGGUGAUCGACUAACUCAAACCAGAGAGGACCUGAGAUGUCCCAAGGAGAAGAAAAGUCGGCAAAAGCGAAGUGCUAACUUCCUGAAGGCUGUCAGUGAGAAGUUGGGCCAGUAUUCUUCUCCAGACGCCAAGCGCUGCUGCCAAGACGGGAUGACGAAGCUGCCCAUGGAGCGUACCUGUGAUCAGCGGGCUGCCCGCGUGCCUCAGCCGGCCUGCCGCCAGCCCUUCUUGUCCUGUUGCAAGUUUGCUGAGGACCUUCGCAGGAACCAGACCAGGAGCCAGGCGGGCCUUGCCCGAGACUAUCAGGACGUGAUGCAGGAGGAGGAUCUGAUAGAUGAAGAUGACAUUCUCGUGCGCAGCUACUUCCCAGAGAACUGGCUCUGGAGAGUGGAACAAGUGGACAGCUCCAAACUGUUGACAGUGUGGCUUCCUGACUCUAUGACCACAUGGGAGAUUCAUGGUGUGAGCCUGUCCAAAAGCAAAGGCCUGUGCGUAGCCAAGCCAACUCGUGUUCGAGUGUUCCGAAAAUUCCACCUGCACCUGCGCCUGCCUGUCUCCGUCCGCCGCUUUGAGCAGCUUGAAUUACGGCCUGUUCUCUACAACUAUCUGAAUGAUAAUGUGACUGUGAGUGUCCAUGUAACCCCAGUGGAGGGGCUGUGCCUGGCUGGUGGUGGAAUGCUGGCCCAGCAGGUAACAGUGCCUGCAGGUUCUGGCCGGCCUGUGGCCUUCUCUGUGGUACCCACAGCUGCUGCCAACGUGCCCCUCAAAGUGGUGGCUCGAGGGGUUUUUGACUUAGGGGAUGCUGUGUCUAAGAUUCUCCAAAUUGAGGUGAGUGACGCCUGGAAAUCUAGCCACCCCACUCCCCGGGCUCCCAGCCAUUUAACAUUCCACAGGUCAGGCCAUGGCUCUGCACUCAAACCCAGUACAUGGAUAAACUUACAAUCCACUAUUGUGACUCAACUGUGUCCCAGAAAUUGUUUACGUGUAUUGAGACAGAGGUUAGCUACAUAGCCCAGGCUUGCUUCAAACUCACUCUGUAGUCCAGGCUGGCCUUGAACAUUCAGUAAUGCCUUUGCCUUCGGAAUUACUGUCACACCUGCCCGGCUGUCUCGGAAACAGUUUGUUCAGCUUUAUGUUCUUUGUGUGCUCAUGGGGGUUAAGUCCAGGACCUUGAAAAAUGGUAGAGAAGUGAGCUGAGUCCCCGUUUCUGUCUACGAAGUUCACACGCCAAGACCCAGGGAUGUCUACCCGGUAGGGGAGGCUGUAGCCCUGGUUAAUCCCCCACUCUAUUUUUCAAUUGAGACAGAAGGAAGGGUGUGGGGAGCCGCCCUCACAUUCGCCAUUACAAGAUAGCGCUGA
Molecule: messenger RNA, 3351 nt
Organism: Mus pahari (shrew mouse)
Lineage: Eukaryota; Metazoa; Chordata; Mammalia; Rodentia; Muridae
Product: complement C4-B
Exons: 21
Coding region: 31-3003 (990 amino acids)
Biological process (GO): inflammatory response; complement activation
Cellular component (GO): extracellular region
Molecular function (GO): endopeptidase inhibitor activity
Source: RefSeq, a predicted model, not a curated record